GUGAGGCGACAGUUGCAGUAGUGGUAAUGGGUGUAGUAACAGCAGUUGAAGCAAAAGAUGAUGGCGAUGUUGUAGGAGAAGUAGUGGUAGAGGUGGAUGAAAAGGAUGAUGAUGAUGAUAACGAUGAAUAUUCUUAUGAUAUUCAAUCUAAUAAAUCAUCACCAAUUAAUUAUCCCUCUACUCAUUCUGAAAUCGGUAGUGUUGGCGGUAUAAUUACAAGCGGUAGCAACAGUAGUAGUAAUCAUGGUUCUCAUCAUAAUCACAACAUUAAUAAAGAUGAUCUUUCCAAUUCUAUCACUCCUAAUAGUCCUGCUCAAUUAUCACAUAAUAACAACAACAAUAAUAAUGUCGAUCUUUUAAAAAAAUCUUUAAUAAUUACAACUACAAGUUAUGAUUAUGAAGACGACGAGGAUCUUAGCAAUCGAUCUUCUUGGAAGAGACAACGUUUAAACAACGAUGAUAACAAUAAAAACGAAAAUUCUUAUAGAUUACCUCCAAUAGGAACAUUCAAUUUUGAUUCAACUACCAUCAAUAAUAAUAACAACAACACUGCUAAUAGUAGUGGCGCUAGUAUUAUUACUAGCGAGAAAUUGACAUCGCCGGCCGAUUUGACUUCUCAUAAACCUUGGUGUCAACUUCAUUCUCUUGAACAGUUUGCCGCUAUAACUGAAAUUUAUGCUACUGCAAAUAACAUUAUAAUAUCUGUCAGAAUCAGAAGUAUUUUUGGCGAACACGCAAUUAAGGUGGCUGUAAAAUUGCAUUUCAAUGGAUCAAAUUCUGAGCUUGCAAACUAA
Molecule: messenger RNA, 794 nt
Organism: Entrophospora sp. SA101
Lineage: Eukaryota; Fungi; Glomeromycota; Glomeromycetes; Entrophosporales; Entrophosporaceae
Source: the annotation of a GenBank genome assembly